CUUUCAAUCUCUUCUGCAGCCAUUCUUUCGAUUGUUUUUUUUUUGGCUCUAAUUGUUUUUCGUGCGUCUGCUGGUUCUCCUUCAUCCUAAGCUAAAGUUCGGCAUAUCUCGUGUUUUCAGCUCGAAGCUCUGCGCACGAUCGGCGGAAUGGAGGGUCACUCAAGGACAUGUCACCGGUAUACCACCACGGUGCCUUGCCUAUGAGCGACCUGGCCUUGGCAUGAGCUGCCACCGAGUCGAGGUUUGGGCAAUCGGGACUUUCAGUGACGUGAUUCCCAGAGCCGCAGGUGGCACACGUGAAAGGGUCGCCGUUUUCCCUUUUGGCGGUGCAAGAUGCCUUUGAGUGCUCGUGAGAGCCACACUUGAUGCACUUCUUCUGUGCCUUACAGCUGUUCUCUUGCAUGUGUUUGGGUGAAGCACAAACCCGGCAGAAAGUAGACACCUGCUGUAUGUCAAACGGCCUGUAUGGUACGUCAGCUCGGCAUUCGGACCAUGAUGGGAUUAGCGUUGGAGAGACAGCUUACAGGAACCAAGUCCAUAGACAAUAAUCGACGACGCCAGGGCGACUCAGUUCGCACCAUCUCCUGGCCAGGCCCAAUGCAUGUUCCCUGGUCCUCACUUCCAAGAGCAGAUUGUUCUGCCAUAGACAAAGGUCCUCGAUCGUGACGCCAAGGGCCUUGCUCCACCCUCCCACCAACUCCGAUUUGUUGUUCCUGUUGAUACCCAAGUCCCGGAAUUUAUCAGCUGCCCCUAUAGCUUUGAGCCAAAACCUGUUCGCCCUGAGCUUCGACAAUCCGAGCUUCAAACCUGAUAGGAGUUCCAACAUAUGUUGGUGCUCUUGAAGUUUACGAUAACUAUCGUAGCAGUCCAUACACACCGUUCAACGGAAAUUUGAAAUCAUCGUGUCAUGCUGCGACUCGACCGCUGAGUUCUAGUGGUCCCCCAAAAAAAAAGGCAAAUUGUUGGGCGAGUAGAGUAGUUCAACAACGGUUGGUGAUGAUGUGGUUGAGGUUCCGAACCUUAGCGGAUACCCCGCGCGCGCCCCUCAUCGACUUUAAAAGACUCUGCCACCCUCGCACCCUUUUUCGCUCUUUGUCUCGACUCGUUCGUGUGCCUUUUGCUUCUUCUUUGAUACCCCAUUUACGCGUUGCUUUACUGUUUUUUCCUUACAAACAUUAAACAUUAUGCCAGUGAGUCGCUCUUGAACAUUGAUUGCUGAUCACACCAAGCCCGUGCAGGUGUCAGCUGCCGGGCAAGGUGCUUCACAGUGAUACGCAGUGCUUCACGACGACGAUCCUUUUCCAAUCCCAUUUCAUCGCCUCGACCUUCGAUAUCCCAGUCCACGCUCGCCCUUCGGUCUCGCUCGGUCCUUCGACAUCGUGCCAGUUUGACUGCUCUCGCCCUCGCCUUCCUGUUUACCUGGCCCAUGCUGGUGUCGCCGCAUCCAGCGCCUGCCUCAUCGGACGAUGUCUCCCGUUGCGAAAGACGAUCUCCAACACCCUCGUGGCCCAGCCCAACCCCAUCGACCUCGCCGUCUGCCGGAAUCUGACUCCCAUGCCCAGGUGGGGGUAAAGGAUGUAGCUUCGAAUGCAGGCUCUCUCCCUUUGUGCCUCUGGGUGCGUGACCCACAUCCAGCCCUGCAAGUAGACAUCCACUCGUCCUCAGUCAAGGUCAAGGUGAAGGUCAAGGUAAAGGUGUAGUUUUGUUCGAUUCUGCUAACCAGCUGCUGCACCGCGGGCGAUAUUGUCAAAGAUGCCAAGCUCGGUCUCGCCAGGGAGAUAGGGUCGUUCGUAGUUACCGUUGUCAGUGCCAGGGAUCCAGGACAUGGUGGGAAUAGGAUGAAGGGGUACAUAGUAAAAUUCGAGAUCAAUAGGGGUAUCUUUAAAAUAAAUAUUUAUAGUUUGUAGUGCUUAGAGUUACUAGAUCAUAGUUAUUUAUAAUAAAUACUAAUUUUAAGUUUAAACAUAUAAGUAAGCUGUUACUAAUAGGCGCUGAAAGUAAUUAAAGAGCAGAACUAUACGCAGAUAUUUAGGCAAGACUUAUAGCUAAAAAUUACUUUCAACUUUAUAAUGUUAGCAACUCUAAGUAUGCUAUAUUAAGUCUAACUGAAUAGCAAGAAACUUGCAAGUAUAAUAAUAUUAGCUGCUGGCCUUUGAGUAUUCUACAAGUAAAAUACAAGGGGGCCAUUGAUGCGAUAAGCGAGCUCCUGCACUGGAGGAGUGACCAUCACUACUAUACCUACUUCCGUUGGGUCAAGGGUCAUGCUGGCGUGACAGGUAACGAAGCGUGUGAUAAGCUGGUAAAAGUGGGUGCGAUAAAAAACCAACCCAAAGAAGCAAUGCGGGGACUUACGAGAAGCUUCCGCAAGGAAGAUGCGUGGCUUGAAUUUGUCAUGAAUGUAGAAUCCAAAUUGGCUGGCCAGCACCUCGACAAGCUCGAACCGCAUACGGAAAAGUACAGCAUCGGGGAUCAGCCGACAAUGGAGUUCAUGACCACACAUUUCCUCGAGGCAUAUCCCCAGUUCGCGCCGAAGCAAAAAGCCGUUGAGGUCACCGAAUACCCCAAAUCUAGUUUCGCUGGAAUCCGUCCAAUUUCCGAAUCUCCGGAUGAGUCAUUGGCCAUAUCCCCCUUUGAUUGGAGGGUCGACAGAUGGAAUUGCAAGUUACCACCAGGAUGCGAACUUCGAAGACGCAAAAGAUUUGUGGAUCCAAGGCGGAAUGUCAAGUGCAAGAUCGUGAAGGAGGGCAACCGAGUUAUAUUUCCCGCUAAGAGGCGAUGA
Messenger RNA from Periconia digitata, 2779 nucleotides. The record is from the annotation of a GenBank genome assembly. Lineage: Eukaryota; Fungi; Ascomycota; Dothideomycetes; Pleosporales; Periconiaceae.